CACCGGGUGUUGAUUUGCGAUUCAAAUUCGCGCGAACUUGGCGGGUGGACGAAGACACAAACUCUCGGCAACCUGGCUCCGGCACGGGGAAGCGGUGCAAUCUACACGCUACUGCUGCUGCUGGUUGUCAGCUGUACGCUAGCGACCGCAGCCCGCAACAACUUCCUGCGCCACGAUGACGCUCUGCCGAAGGGCUGCACCUGGACCGGUGCCGUACUGGAAGUUUCGCAGGAGAAAAGAUCGGACGAGCUGCAGUGCAAAAUCAAAACCAUAACCAAGACCGAGAGUCUGCUAGCUAAUAUAAGUAGUUAUCAAAUUGAUAGGAUAAAGUCGCUGAAGCUAGAAUGCAACGACAUUAUGUUCUUCGAAAGUUCCUUAGAAUCGACGACGACGCCAGGCAACUUUCUCGGCAAUCUGAACAGCUUGCUGCGGCUGUCGAUCGAGUACUGCAAGAUUAAGUACAUCCCAGCGAUGGCCUUUUCCAACAUGAAGGUGCUAAAGAGCCUCACCCUGAGCACGCACAACAUUGACUGGUCUGUGAUGAAUUUGGAGCUGCAUCCGGAUAGCUUCCGGGGGCUUACCGAGCUUAAAGAGAUGCACCUGGCGGACAACAACAUCUGGAGUCUACCGAACGAAGUGUUCUGCCCGCUGUACACACUAAAAGUGUUGAACCUGACCGGAAAUCGACUGAGUGACAUGUCCCAGCUGGGGCUGUCCGACUGGGGCAAGGGCCCAAUAGCACCCGGUAAGGCGUGCAACACCGGGCUCGAAGUGUUGGACUUGUCGGGAAACGACAUCACUCUAAUGCCCGAUAAUGGCCUCUCGGCGCUAAGGUCGCUAAACGCGCUCUAUCUUCAGAACAACCUCGUGAAGGAAAUCGCAGACCGGGCGUUUGUCGGGCUCGGAACGCUUGAAAUUUUAAACCUCUCCAACAACAAGCUUACCGCGCUCACUCCCGAGCUGUUUCAAUCGUCCCGCAAGAUUCGUCAGGUUCACCUUCAGAAUAACUCACUCUCGGUGCUGGCGCCGGGCGUUUUUGAAGGGUUGGAUCGGCUGGAAACGUUGGACCUUUCCCGGAAUCAGCUGACCUCGACGUGGAUUAAACGGGACACGUUCGCCGGCCAGGUGCGACUGGUAGUGCUCAAUCUCGGCUACAAUCACCUCUCGAAGGUGGACCAGCAUGUGUUCAAGGGGCUGUACAGUUUACAGAUUCUCAACUUGGAGCACAACGCGAUUGAGUUGGUAGCGGAUGGUGCGUUUAGUGAUUUGAAAAAUUUGCAUGCCCUGUUUCUGUCGCACAACCGGCUACGGCAGAUUGAGCCGUACCACUUCAGUGAGCUGUACGUUCUGAACCAGCUCAUUUUGGAAUCCAAUCAGAUUGUGUACAUCCACGAGCGUGCCUUUGAGAAUUUAACGCACUUGCACGAUUUGAGCUUGAACGACAACCGGCUGGAGGAAAUUCCGAGCGGGAUGAAGAGUUUGAAGUUUUUGCAAUCUCUGGACCUGGGCAAAAAUCAGAUAACGGAAAUAAAUAAUUCCUCGUUCGAGGGGCUGGAAGAGCUGAUGGGACUGCGGCUGGUGGACAAUCAGAUAACGGAGAUUUCCAGAGAUACGUUCUUCGCGCUAUCGACCAUACACGUGCUGAACCUGGCCAGCAACCGGAUCCGGCACGUGGACCAGUCGGCGUUCAGCUCUAAUCCGACGCUGCGGGCGAUUCGACUCGAUAAUAACGAGCUGGAGGAUGUGGCCGGCGUGUUUACGUCGCUCUCGUCGCUGGUGUAUUUGAAUAUCUCGGACAACAACAUUGGCUGGUUCGACUACUCGCACUACCCGCAGUCGCUGGAGUGGUUGGACAUCCACAAGAACAACAUUUCCGAGCUGGGCAAUCGUUACGAUGUGGGAAAUUGGUUCCAGCUCAAAAUGCUGGACGUGUCUCACAACCGAAUCAAGCACAUCAACACGAGCUCGUUUCCGAAAAAUAUCGAAACACUGCUGCUGAACAACAACCAGAUUGAGGAGAUUGCCCCUGAGACCUUCGCCGGCAAGGAGAACCUGGUGAAGGUGGUGCUUUACGGUAACCACUUGCGCCGGCUGGAAAUGCCCUCGCUGGCUCUCACGCUCGUCCCGGACACCCGAACCAUGCCGGAGUUUUACAUUGGUGAUAAUUUAAUUCACUGCGACUGCAGCAUGGAAUGGCUACAGCGGAUUAACGAGCUGAGCUAUCUGCGGCAGUACCCGCAAGUGAAGGACCUGGACUCGGUCAUGUGCACGAUGGAGCACGAACGGGGCGAACUGGUGCGGCCCCUGACGGAGAUGAAGGCAAGUGAGUUUCUAUGCAAAUACGAGAGCCAUUGUUUCGCGACGUGCCACUGCUGUGAUUUUGACGCUUGUGACUGCAAGAUGACGUGCCCGGACCGGUGCAGUUGCUAUCACGAUACGGCCUGGGAGUCGAACAUUGUGGACUGUGGCAGCGCCGGGUUGACGGCGAUUCCGAGCAAAAUCCCGAUGGACGCCACGGAUAUCUAUUUGGACGGGAAUAAUUUCGGUCAGCUGGAAAGUCACGUCUUCAUCGGGAAGAAAAAGCUCAAAUCACUGUAUCUGAAUAAUAGUCACAUUGACGAGUUGAAUAAUAAAACGUUUGGUGGAAUUCCGGCCCUCACGGUGCUGCACCUGGAAGGCAACGGGCUGGAACGAAUCAGCGGAGCGGAGUUUGAGCAGCUGAGGGAGCUGAAGGAGCUGUACCUGGACCACAACGCCAUCGAGGCCAUCGGAAACAAGUCGUUUUACUAUCAAAAGUCGCUGGAGGUGCUUACGAUGGCGGACAAUCGGCUGGCCGAGCUGAAGCCUUGGGAGCUGAUGCCACCGGGCGGUACGUUCCGGCUAAUCUCACUAAGUGGCAAUAAACUGAGCUGUGGCUGUGAAUCGAUUGGGAAGCUGGUGGACUGGGCCGAGCGGCAGUUUAACGAAACGAAUGGGCUAAGUGAAUUUCAGUGUACGAACAAUAAAUUAGUGAAGGACGCGAUUAAGGAAUGUGAGAGUCACAAGAGUGCCCCGAUAGCGACCCCGACCGUGCAGCGGACGAUUAUCGAUAAUGAUUUUAUAGACUAUUUGCCACUGUUGAUUGCCGUGCUGGCCGGGCUAGUGCUAACGAUUCUGCUGGUGACGUUGGUGUUCAUCUUCCGGAACGAUUUUUGCCUGUGGGCUCACUCGCGGUACGGCGUACGAAUCUGCAAGGAUCCGCUGAGCGCGAUGGAACGCUGCGAGGACAACGAGAAGCUGUACGACGGUUAUCUUAUCUACAGCUCGGCCGACGCCGAUAUGGUAACUAGUCAAAUUGCCCAGGAUCUGGAGCACAGUGGGUACGCGAUGUGUCUGCACUACCGGGACAUCCACUCGGCGGCCUUUUUGGCCGAUUCACUGCAGGGGGCGGCGGACGCUUCCCGCAAGCUAAUCCUCUUCAUCAGCGUCAAGUUCUUGCAGUUUGAGUGGUCUCAGGCGGAAUUCCGGGCGGGGCUGCAAAGCGUGCUGGAGCUAAUCCGACCGUCCCGGCGGAGGCAAAAGCUCAUCCUGAUCACCUCCGUGCCCCAGUCGAUGCUCUCGAUGGACCCCAUCAUGGACAUCCUCACGCGAACCUGCACCGUAAUCGCGUGGGACGAUCGGCGCUUCUGGGACAAGCUCCGCUUUGCCAUGCCGGACAUUGGCAAAAACUCCCCUGUAAAUAAGGCGCCCCAUCGCAAAGCCAUCAACAUCCGGUACACCCCGGCCCCGACCAACCCCUCCGCGCCGCCUCCCCCCACCGCCACCUGGCCCAAGCGGCUCAACUCGGAGGUGUGCGUCCAGUACCCGCAGGCCCCACUCCACUCGCCCAACCACAGUACUUACAACACCGAGGACGAACUUUCGACCGCGUCCUCACCGCAGUACGAGGCCCCGUCGCUUCAUCACGCAAUGGGUCCUCCCUACCACCACCAGAAUCACAUUCCACUGCAGCAACAGCAGCAGCAGCAGCAGUUCCACCAUGGACAGCAGGUCAACCAUUCGCCACACCUGCAGCACACCUUCCCUCACCACAUGGCUCAACCCCAGCACCACCCACACCAUCACCAGCAGCAACAGCAGGGCUACUACCGGUCCGGCAAGUCCAACGGAGGCAGUGCUGCCAACACGCUGGGCCACGUGUACUCGACCAUCCCGGAGUCGCAGUACAACACGCAUCACUCCCUGAGGGGCGGUGGCGGUGGAGGCGCCGGCGAUAGCAAUCGACCGUACUUUGUGUAAUAUUUACUCUACUUUUUAGGGCCGUUUUUCAAAUCUAUUACACUUCUUUCAUUACUCGCUCGCUCUCUCUCGCCGUGUCUGACUGUCUGACUCAUAAAACAGCACUCAUAACUUUAGGGUAAAGUCAUCUAGGAAUACGCCACUUUUCAUCCUCACUUUAUCGUUCAAUCGUAUACUCGCUUUUUAAAUAGGGCGCGCGCGCUUUUGCAAGUUUUAAGAAAAGUUGUGUAAAGGGCCGAAAUGUGAAUAAAAUUGUUUAUUACUCUCUUUCUUGUACUAGGUAGGUUAGGGUCAAACAGAAAACGAGAAAAGACUUAUUUGAUUAGAAACUUAACCACUCUCUCUCGUGCGCAGCUCGUUUUGUGAGUAUGGCACAUUCGUUUGAAAGUUCGUUUCGCACUAAGUGAUGUAAAUUAUUUUUAAGAAUGUGACACUUUCGGUAACAACCCAAUGAAGCUGUUAGUCUCAUUUCAACUGAUAAGAAAUUGAGAAAAACAGUUCAAUUGAGUUGAAACCGAACAUGAUCGAGAAAUGAAGUUUUUCAAAUGAAUGUGCCAUAAUCAAACUGAAUUUCGUGUUUCAAGUAAAUUGAUUUUUACCGUGGACAGACCACACUAUUUCAACAUCUUCGAGUACGCCAACUAGCGUAUGUGUGAUAAAGCAGCAGCACUGUUGUGGUCCCUCCGCUAGACCACACUAAAUUAUAAUGAAACGGUUUGUUGAUUUGUUUUAAUUGAAAGUGACCGCAUCUCGGUCUGUGAGCCGUUCGUCGUGCAGCAACGUCUUCAGUGAACCCUUUUCUUGACGCUUCAAUUACACGAUGCGAUAGUGGUUUCAGGGGACGGAACCCGUGCCGACGGAACAACAAUGACGGACAUUAUCUGGCAGUGUUUUGGGGAUCGCGGGUUGGGACAGCGUUGACGUUCCGCUGAGUCAAACGUCAAAGAAUGAAGUGCUUUCAAUUUUUGAACUUUCAAAAAUGAGAAAACGCUCAAAAUGAUCUUUUGGUUAUGAUCUGAUUGAGAGCAGACUGUUUAUAUGCAGUUUUGAAACAAAUGAUAACAAGAAUGAGUGAAAAUCCAUUUUUCUAAUCUAAUCUAAUGUAAUCAGACCCUAGCGCAGCCAAUCUUUCGAAGGGAUCCUGGAGAGUGCCUUAGGUUAGAUGACGCCUAGCACUCUUCUUGUCAUUUAUUAACAUUUGUAGUGCGCCAUUGCAUCGGAAUGCAUUGAAACAACACAAGCGUUAAAGCGGCCAGGCCUACUGCGUAAAGCCGUAUCGCAGAGAUGACUCGUAAUUGGGUUGAGUUUGAGCACUGAGUGUUCGAACAACAACACAAUUCUGAAUCGACAGGGGAGGAAGAAGCGUGGGGACACACCACCAUACGCUCCGAGAUUUUAGUUCGUUGGGAGCACCAUGCUAAGAAGGUUUGGUACUCCGGGACCCUCUGGGAUGGGACAUUGUAUUUCCACGAAUGCCCUGGACACUAUUUGCCGUGGUUAUAGCGCCACAACUCGCUCUCUGUAACAGUAUUCCUAAUUCCAGUCCACGCUCACCAAGUCGACAUGGCCUAGUGGUUAGCAUUUUUGCUUACCAAUCCAAAGGACGGGGGUUCGAACUCCGCCUCGAGCGACUUUGAUUUUUCGAUCAUAUUCAUCAUUUCAAAUUUAUGUGUUCUUAACUUUCUCGUUGGGAGCAGAUGGGCAUCGAACCCAGAACCAUUCGCUUACAAAGCAAACACCGUAACCAGUCAGCCACGGCCGCUCCUAAAUGAGUGAAAAUCCAUUUUUCUGAAAUUUAACACAUCGGGUCUCAAUCUCUACUCUAUGACAACCACAAUUUUGCGGUUCCGUCAUCGACCUCGAAAGCAAGAAAAACUAAUCAAAAACUUGUCCCCUGGGAGAUUGCGUCCACAGCGCGUCCCCCUCAUUUGUGGGACAACCGCUAACGUCGUAAUCAACCGGCUCGUACGACGAUUUCUUUUUGACAGGUUACAAUGUUGCGUGCCAUGUCUGUCGUCGUCGUCGGCGAUGCACGCCAGAUGAAAUUGGGGCCCGGAAUCAAUUCAAUUUGAUGUCGCGAGGCCUUGGUGCGUUUGGAGCGAGUCAUGUUAAAGCGACGGAAUGCGUGUAGAUAAGGGCCGAUUGGUGAUUGACAAGCCUAGCCCAAGUAAUUGGAUGGUGUAACGCACGCGUUUGAUGAAUUGACCAUUGUUUCGGCUCGAUUUGGCAGCUAAUAUGAUUGGUUUGCAGAACUGACCAAACCACAGACGCGGGUAACUUUCAGGUGUGACGUCAAUUAGUUCUGUGAAUCCUCGAAUCACCCAGUGUAAUCCACAGCUUUAAUACCAUAACGCAACAAUGUCUAGGGAGAUGAUCAGGGCUCGAAACUUGAAACGAGGCCACCAACCAGCAUGGCUAAGAAUCCGACCAUAACCAGUUUGACGCCGCGCAACGUGUAGGAAUUCUCGCCCUGUUUUCGUUGGCGGCAACCCGAAAACUAUUAUCUUCCCGUUCCCUGUCCGUUUCCACGUGGGUCCCCUAACCCUUGGCCACCCCGUCCACCUCAAACGAGCAAGAAACGCCGGUUUUGAGCCAUUUUCCCGAUUUGCCAUAAUGGCGUCCGCAUUUGACAGCUACGCCAUAAUGGCGCGCGCGCGGCCCAAUUCCGCAACAAUGUUUGCAAACAAAGGGCCUGCUUUGUUUUGCUUGCAAGCUCGUGCUUGGUGAUCUAGUGGUUAGCAAGGGAGAUCGAGAUCGACCCAAAGUACACAACAAAACGGGCGGGAAGAGAACGAUUUCUCGAUGCCUGCUGGCGGAUGAAGUCGAUGAUGAUGAUGCUGUUGCCGCUGCGUGUAGUUGUUGUUGGGACGAGCCUUCGACUCGGUUGUGGUUCCACUUGGCGUGACUCUCGCAAGUCAGUCUCAUCUCUUCUUUUGUUGUGGUCGCGACGGCAUAUAAAUGGCUGCUUCAUUUAUUAAAACCGUUUAAGAUUUAUUUAUUUUUACAAUUAGUCAUUGAUUAUUUUAAAUGGACGGUGGGUUCCCGGGAGGCUCGGGUUGGAAGAAAGCUUGGAGAAGAAAAAUGAUGGGACUUCUCUGUCCCGCCGCCGCUGGUUGGAACGAGGCCUUUGUGUUAGAUAUACCGGCUGUUAGAUGAAAUGGCUGUGAUAGAGGGUUUAUCGUUUGUCAUACGGAGCUUGAAAGUAUAGAGGCAGAGAUUACUCAAGAGUUCGUUUUGAUAGCGCAGAGUGACACAAAUUUCGCCUAAUUGAAGUUGACACUCUCCGGUGGAGUACACUGCCGGUUUCCGGAACAUUUGGCGAAAUUGCUUCCGCUCUGUGCCCAGCGCCUUCCGGCGAAACUUCAAAGCAAUUUUAAGCCCCAUUAAACGGCGUGACCUGUGGACAAUGCAAUCCCAGCGCCGCCGGAAUGCCUCCGGAUGACGCGCCCACGGCAGUUGCAUUCUUGGCGGCGCGUUUCUCGCUAGGUGUUGACUUGAAAUAUGCACCGCCAUUGCUGGGCAAAGAUUCCAUCGAUUAACCGGGAAGUGGCUCCGAGGGAGCAGGGUAAGGAGACGUGACUCUUGACCUGCGUGGAAUUUUUCAAAAAGAGGCAGUUGGAGUUGCUGAGCAGUGUUGUGAAUCUCAUUGAGCUCACGGUUUGCUCAAAAUGAACCAUUUUGAGACUUUUGAGCUGUCAAACAAUUCUGACUGAGAGAGCUCUCGUUUUUUCAAUCUACCUUUCAAGUUUCAAAACUAAAAGAGCUCACGUAAGCAGCUUCGUGAUGCUCCUUUGAGCUCUAACGGGAAGCUCAACAUGAGCUUUUUAGUGACCCUUGAAUUUUCAAAUUAUUCUUACAGCGAGAGCUCACGUUUUUUCUCAAUCUCUUUCUCAAGUUUGAGUUCUCUGAGAGUUCUUAUUAGCUUUCAUUUGUGUUUUAAAAAGAGUCAGUUGGAGUUGAUGAGCAGUGUUGUGAAUCUCAAAGAGCUCACGAGAAGCACAAAAUGAAUUCUUUCAAGAACCUUAAGCUGUCAAAUAAAUCUAAGUGAUGAGUGCUCUUUCUCUCUCUCAUGUUUCAAAACUCAUGAACCCACGUGAGCAGGACGGUGCUCUUUUAAGCUCUCUAAGAGUUCUUAUUAGCUCUCAUGGUUUCAAAUCGCUCGUGGGCGCUCGUCAAAAUCAAGAUGCAAAAUGACCAAAUUUAGCUCAAUUUUCAACUCUGGAUCUUGUUUUGAGUAGUUGUGAACUUAGUCACAACGAGCGCUCGUUCACUCACUACGAGCAAGAGCCAAUAGAGCUCAUCCCGUUGGUUUUACAACUUUGGAAAUGGUUUCGAGAGCGCUCAUGUUCAAUUAUUUUUUGAGUGCUCAAAAAGAGUAGAAUUCAGUCGUUGAAAUCAGGAGAAUGAGUAGAAGAUUAGUUUAUUCCAACAAAGGUCCCCCUACCCUACUCACACACCUCUUUUCGGCCUCAAAGUCUGACUCCACGUGUGCUUCGUCAGAACGCCGUUCGAACGGCGGGCAGCCCUGGGGGCCCUUUCGGGCUUGUCGCUACCUGUGUUUGCGCAUUCUGGCGCGGCACGGUGUACCGCUGCUGAUUGCGAAAAACAUUACCGCAAAAGGAUGGAGACCCGCGGCCGGGCCUGGAGGGCAAUUGGUAAAACGUUGAGGUUGAAUUGUUAAUUGUUGUUUGUGGUUGCGUAAUGCUGCGGAAAAUGUGUUUGAAUGCAGGAGUUGAUUGGUUGAGUGGAGUUUUGUUUGAGUAGAAAUAAUGCAAAAAAAUAAUAAUUAGAAAUACUCAAUGACCCUUGAUUUUGUACAACUGACUUCUUCAGAAUAGCAGAGCAAAGUGCUCUCGAAAUGGUAUCAGUGAAUGGCGUAAAAUCAGUAUUUUCAAAUGUGGUUCAAAUAUUGACGAUCUGGCAACCCUGUCUAAAGUAAUAGGAUUUUUAGUGAAAAAUUACACGCAACAUUUUAAGAUCGAAUAAAAUGAUUACACAAUCGACUUUUAUUUUGUAUUUGUUGUAUUUGUAUAUUAGAUUUCUAUCUUAUAAUUUUGAGUUUUAAAAUUAAGAUGAGAAUUUCCUUAAAUGACUUUGAACUAAGAGUUAUUUCAUUCAAUUCAUUAUAAAACCAAUUAUCCUAGCAAUCGCUCCCCGAAUCCAUUAGCAAAUCCCGCGCAACUUCAAGUUCAAGCAAUCCUCGGACCACUCCGGGGUUUCAAUUUCAAGCGACCGCGUGCCCGUUUUCCCCGGAGAUCCAUUACCAGGUGCCUGUCGUAACUGUCCUACUUUACCACCCCCGCCACACUUCACCCCCUUGGUCGGGGUGUCGUCACGGAAAAAAAACCCAGCAAAAUGAUUUCUGCUUUUAGUCGGUAAUCAAACCAUUAAUCUUUUUUCCCUUCUUCAAAGAGCUAUCACCUGGAGUUGGAAAAAAAGUGUGCGCUUUGUUUCAGGCCGCGCGGCCACGCGAACACAACCGUUGUGGUGGGGGACUUGAUGGACAUUUCCCAGGGCAUCGGAGACCACCGCCACCACCACCCACAACGUGACUAAAUUUUGCGCGGGGGUUUCUUGCACUACACCACCCUGAGGAAUCGGGGUUCGAACGGUGGGGGAGGUAAGUGUCAUCGUCACGUAAACCCCGUAAAAAUUGUUACCUUUUUUCAUAGCUUGGGGUCCGGCGAUUGUGGUGCGUGUGCCGAACGGUUGGCGGCUUCCGCAGAAGUGACCCCGUAAAUGUCCCCAUCGAUGUGCAGCAGGGUGAUGGGGGCGGUGUGGGGGUGGUUUAAUGGAGUGGACAUUGUUUAUUGACUUCGGGGCUAGAAUUUAGUGGCUCGUGUUUAGCCAAAUCUAGCGGAAGCCAUCUGGCCGCGGGAAUUGAACUUGGGCACGGGUGCAUUGCAGGAGGGUCACAAAGGUGAAAUCAGCUUUGUUUCACAAUUUGUUUGAAUGCAAAGAUGGCAACACUGAUUAAAUUUUGACGUUUCGGUUUCAGUGAUGCCAGUUGGCCUCUGGUCGAAACGGGCUUAUUUCAAAAACGAUGUUUUAAACGCUUUUAGGAUCCACUUUUCUUGUUGAUGGCAACACUGGUUGCAUUUUUCAAAUGUAACUGGUAUUAUUAGAUUUUACCAACAAGGAAAAACGUGCUUGAUACAAAUAAGUUCAAGAGUUUGGAUUUUGACAAACUUGUUUUUCUGAUUUUAAAUCAGAGCAACACAAUUUCCAACCAAGUUUACCCCAAAUUGACCACAUCAAAUCGGAUCACCAACAAAUGCUCAUUGCACUACAUGGAACCACUUUUGAUUGAAUCCAUUCAGGCCCGAGUCUCAUAAAAAUCCCAGAAGUCUCAACCUCAACGAAAUUAUUCACGCUCAAUAACUCCUCGACAUACCGCCGGGUGCCAACUUGGCGGUCAAUUUCAAUUUAGAGAAAACCGUGUCGUCAACGAAGCUCGCUAUAAAACUCAAUUAAAACCAAUCAACACAAUUUUAUCGCCACCGAUUAACCAGUGAGACUGCUCUUUAAACGAACAAACACACAGACUACUGCAUUCAGCAUUCGACUUAUUGCACUUUAUUGCAGAGCAUUACUAAGGCUAGUGACUGGUUCAUUCUUUUUCGGAAGUCACUUGAAACCAACUGAACUCACACGCGCCAGCCCAUCUUAUCGACUGAAGCAGGAAUUAACUGCCAGACCGUAAAAAAUCAGUUAAAUUUUCCCCACUUCACUUCAAUUGGUCGUGGCGAGCGCACUUUAAUCUGACCCCACUGUAUGCUUUCCCGGAAAAGUUACUCUAUCGACGCAGGAGGCAACCUCGAGUUGCUAUAAUCAAUCUAAAAAAGGUGCAGGUGGUUAUGUUACACAUGACCAGUAUGACAAAGAACUUUGCAAGAUGGUUGUUGAAAUUUUCGAUUACAUUGUCUGGUCCAAAUUUCCCAAGAUUCACUAGAUUCAUAAUUACCAUAAAAAUUGAUACCCAUUUUGCCCCUACUCUUAUGGUUCGGCAAAUGUCCCCCCAUCGGAACAUCACCGUGGCCUCCGGCCACUUCGGAUUGUGGCCACUUCUGCUGAAAUGUCAAAUUUCAUAUCUAGUAUCAAAAAUCAUAAAGUUUGAUACCCAUAUUGCCUCAACUCUUAUGGUUCGGCAAAUGUCCUCCCAUCGGAACAUCCCCGGGGCCUCCGGCCACUUCGGUUUGUGGCCACUGCUGCUGAAAUGUCAAAUUUCAUAUCCAGUAUCAAAAAUCAUAAAGUUUGAUACCCAUAUUGCCCCUACUUUUAUGGUUCGGCAAAUGUCCCCCCGCCCCUCGGAACAUCCCCGGGCCUCCGGCCACUCCUGAUUGUGGCCACUACUGCCGAAAUGUCAAAUUUCAUAUCCAGUAUCAAAAACCAUAAAGUUUGAUACCCAUAUUGCCUCUACUCUUAUGGUUCGGCAAAUGUCCCCCCAUCGGAACAUCCUCGGGGCCUCCGGCCACUCCGGAUUGUGGCCACUACUGCCGAAAUGUCAAAUUUCAUAUCCAGUAUCAAAAACCAUAAAGUUUGAUACCCAUAUUGCCCCUACUCUUAUGGUUCGGCAUAUGUCCUCCCAUCGGAACAUCCGCGGGGCCUCCGGCCACUCCG
Molecule: messenger RNA, 11898 nt
Organism: Culex pipiens pallens (northern house mosquito)
Lineage: Eukaryota; Metazoa; Arthropoda; Insecta; Diptera; Culicidae
Product: toll-like receptor 6
Exons: 1
Coding region: 358-4278 (1306 amino acids)
Biological process (GO): signal transduction
Molecular function (GO): protein binding
Source: RefSeq, a predicted model, not a curated record